ACUAUAUAGGGCAUCUCCAGCGAUGAAGCAGGUGACUUCCAUCUCGGGUUCUUUGCUUGCUCCUUGAAGCAUUGAAGGCUUGUGAAUGGCAUCCAUCUAAGCAGGAAACCAGUAGGUCGCCACGGAAACGACUGUGCAAAGGGAGCCCGAACCGACGAGAGACAGUGUGGUUUUCUGGACUCUAUUUUUCUGCUAAAGGAACCCUGAGGACUAAUCAGCUCUUGCAGGUCCAAAACCAUGGCCCGGGGACCAGUAACAUUCAGGGGUGUGGUCAUAGAGUUCUUUCCGCAUGAGUGGGAAUUUCUCGACUCGCUUCAGAAGAAAUUGUAUUGCGAUGUGAUGAUGGAGAACUAUAGUAACUUGGUCUCACUGGGCCAUUCCAUUUCUAAGUCAGACAUAAUUGUGUUAUUGGAAGAAGGAAGAAAUCCCUGGAUGGUUGUGAGAAAAGAAACAAGAAGCUGGAAUACAGAUUUGGAUUCAAGUUAUAAAAUAACCAGCGAUAGAAAAACAUUUGUAUUUGGGAAACAUUCAUCUCUUUUUUUGCAUCAGAUCAUUCAUGGUGAUGAGAAACUCUAUGAAGAAUGUGGGAAAGCUUUUUGUUGUGCUUCAAACCUUGCUCAACAUGGAAGAGUUCAUUAUGGAGCAGACUGCCAGGACUCCAAGAUCGCAUCAGUUUUACCACUGAAGAAAAAGAAACUCCUGGAUGUCAAAUUAAGGGAGCUGCCAAGCUGGAUACUAAUGCGAGAUUUCAUCCCUAAAGGCAUUGCUGGAGCGCUUCAAAGAGGUUAUUGCCAGUAUUACAACAAGUUAAACAUGAAGAAAGGGAGUGUCGCUGGGCUUUCUAUGGUGCUGGCAGCUUACAUGCUUAUCAACUGUUGCCAUUCUAACAAGGAGCUUUAACAAGAGCAGCCAAGCAAGUACCACUGAAGAGGGCACAUUCUGCAUUCCUGACCAUCACCUUUGCCAUGCACCCCUGAAUCCUUUCAUAGCCUAAUGGAGAAUUAACAUCCAAUUAAAGAUGACUGGUUAAAAAAAAAAAUCUCUCUUAGCAACUUUCAAAUCAAAUAAUAUGAAUUAUAAUCACCAUUCUGUAUAUUACAUCCCCAUGAGUUAUUUACUUUAUAAUUGGAAAUUUGUGGCUUUUGGCCUUCUUCACACUUUUCAGCCACUGCCUCUGGCAGCCAUUAGUUUCUUCUCUGUAUCUGUGACUUC
Capra hircus (goat) is the source of this 1212-nucleotide messenger RNA. Its product is annotated as zinc finger protein 383-like. The coding region runs from base 238 to 900 and encodes 220 amino acids. The record is from RefSeq and is a predicted model, not a curated record. Gene Ontology annotation, biological process: regulation of DNA-templated transcription. NCBI's taxonomy places the organism in Eukaryota, Metazoa, Chordata, Mammalia, Artiodactyla, Bovidae. The transcript has a single exon.